GUGAAAGCAGGUCUAACAAUGUCUAACAAUGUACUUUUCUUUAAAAUAUAGCCUAACAUCUUGAUCAACGGUAUGAUUUACUUAGUGCAAAAGGCUUGUAAGCAUCCUAGAAGAAUGUGGACAUCUUUUAAUCUCGUUUGUAAGGCCUAGCAGCAAGGAGGGGGAGCAAGCUCUAGCAGGAGUCACCAUUUUGGAGCGGCCAUUUUGGUGGAAGUGCUGCAGUUGGUGAGCAUCGGGCUUCAGUGAGUAGCAGACAAGGAGGGACUCGGCCCCGCGGCAAGGUGAAUCGGUUGAAAGAGAGUCAGCACUAGCAAAAAGAGCCAGUGACAGCAACUCUUGGUGUGUGUCAGCGUCGAGCACACGGGCCCGGACUGUGAAUCGUGGUUGCGAAGUUAGCGACAAGCAAGGAGACAAACAAAACAUAAGGUCGCAAGAGCAGGAGAGUUGAACGUUGUGCAAAAGGUGUGUCUGCCAGACUUUGGUGAACGUGAAGACUGCCUGUGGAUCAGAGGAGGAUGCCGAGCGAACUCUCGGCCCCUGCAAGCAUGCAGUCGGAGGUGAGCCCCUCUCUGCCCCUCAGGCUUCUCACCAAGGGUCCCAGCUACCUCCGCAGUCAAAUGGAGGGGGACAGGCGGGGUCGGCCGAGCGCAGUGGAGAGACUGGCAGCCGACAAGGCCAAGUACGUGAAGAGUCAGGCGGCGAGGGGAUGCAACCUGGAACCCAGUGGUUUGGGCAGCUCUGCCUCCGAGGAGGACAGCAGCUGCGGCAGCGGCGCCAGCAGCAGCAUGGAGACCUACCUGGGCCCCAGCAGCCGCCGGCAGACCGGGCAGCAGGAGCUCCAACCGAGCAUCGUGCGGCGCUCGGGAUCCAAGAGGCAGCUGAGGCCCGACUCGCUGGUCAUCUACCGGCAGAAGUGCGAGUUCGUCCGGGGAGCGGCGGCCACCAGCAGCAGCCGGAGCUCCAAGGGCAACCGGAGCCUGGUCAGGAGGCUGCUGCCGGGCUCCGGCGGCCGGGCCGACAGACAGCAGCAUUCGGCGACGGGAGCAGCAACAUGUGGGGGAGAAGGAUCAGCAGAUGGUACAGAGCCAGCACCACCCCAGGGAGCACCAGCACCCCAGGGAGCACCCCAGGGAGCACCAGCACCCCAGGGAGCACCCCAGGGAGCACCAGCACCACCCCAGGGAGCACCCCAGGGAGCACCAGCACCACCCCAGGGAGCACCAGCACCCCAGGGAGCACCAGCACCACCCCAGGGAGCACCCCAGGGAGCACCAGCAGCACCCCAGGGAGCACCAGCACCCCAGGGAGCACCAGCAGCACCCCAGGGAGCACCAGCAGCCCCCCAGGAAGCACCAGCAGCCGCAACACCCCAGGGAGCACCAGCAGCCACACCAGCAGCACCCCAGGGAGCAGCGGCCGGACGCACCAAGGAGCCACUGAAGCGGCGGGGAGGAGGAGCGGGGCUGCAGCGCUCGCACUCCGACUUGAGCUGCCGCUACUCCCGAGCCUGCUCGGGCUUGGACAGCUUCUUCGAGCACUGCGGACUGGAGCCCGAGGUGAUGGAGGCUCUGGCCAGGGAGAAGUUCGCCGCUGCCUCCGACAGCCUCGUCCUCAAGUUCCGGAGCGUGAGCAGCCCGGACUCGGAGAGCGAGCUGUCCCAGCACAGCAGCACCAGCGGUGGCAGCGAACGGCUCCGGGGGCAGAACAAGCCCCCGCCCUCUGCCCUCUCGGUCAUCGAGCGCAACGCCAGGGUCAUCCAGUGGCUGUACGGCUGCAAGAGAGCCCAGGAGUCCAAGGGCAAGGCUGCGGCUGUCCUGGUGUAGAGCAGGAGUGUCCCUCGGGGGCACGGCAUGGUUCCUUCCUUAAACUCGGCUGCCUUACAUCCCUUUCGGGAUGUGGACGUUCCCGUAGACCCGUCUAUGCAUUGUGAGAUCAGAAAGUGCCUUAAUGCGAGGGGUGAGAGUGGAAAGGAAACUCACUGUUGGAAUACUGCAGCGAAACCAGCAAGAACUGGGAGCAGAUGGGGCGGGGAGCGGGGUGCAUCUGAGGGAAGAGAAGCUAAUUUCAGAUGGGGUUGGUCUUUCCUGUCCCCAACCACCCCUCUCCUUACAAACGAUAAAGAGACACCACCCACCCCGCCUAUAGCGUGGGAAAAAGUUUUUUUCAAAAUGCGGUGACUACUUUGUGAUAAAUACUCUGAUAGCCUCUGUUCAGUGUUUUGAGGAAUACAGACUCGGGUAAUGUGACUUUGUUAUAUUUAAAUCAGUUAUCUCAUGGAGCGAAGAGAGAAGUUGAAUCUUACAAUUAACUUGACGAGUCUGCCAGAUUUCAAUUUUCAUUGUCUUCAUGAAAAGAGCUGGCAAAACUUUCACGACUGUUUGCAAAUACCACAGUGGUAUAAUUCACUGUCUGAACUGGUUUGAUUACAGACUCAUCCCUUUCAAAUCAAGUAAAAUGAUUUGUAACUUCAUUUUACUUCAAGACAAUGUUAAAGUUUCAAAUAUUCCCUGAUCUUACCUGCCACCUAGAUUGAAAAUUUUAUUUUUUUAUAUUAUAGAGAUUAAUUUUAUUUUGUGUGUUCAAUACAAAAUCUUUAAAAAGAGAAUGUUCAUAUUGUCACCUACAAAAAUGUUCUGUUUGGAUCAUUGAAGUUUUUAAAGAAAUACUUUAAAUAACGGAAGAUUAAUAGAUCAAACCAUACAAAGUAAGCUCUAUCACAAUGGUAUCACCUCACUUCCAUGUAAAUUUGAGUGAGGUGGACCAACAAUUCCAAUGCAUAUCUGCCACAGGCCACAAAAGCAAGUAGGUUUUCACACCAACAAUAUUUUGCAGCAAUUUAAAAAUAUAAUCUGAUGCAUUUUAACUAUCUUUUUAAAUUCCUAAACAGUAAAGCAAAACAUUUUCAGGGCUGUGGGGGAAGAGCACAGAAUUGCAACCGAUAGGAUUGCUGUAUUUACUUAGACCCAGCUUCCUAGCUUAGUUUGAUGGGCUGAAUGGCCUCCUUCUGUACUCUAAAAAGUCUAUGGCUCCAUGAAAACAUUUUUUUUAAUGCUGGUGUCAGUUCUGUAUCCUAUUUUCCCACCAGUUGAAAAGGGUGGUGAUGUUUCUAGUUUCUCAUAGUUACUUUGGGUCUAAGCACUGGAGAGAAUUGGUAUGGUUCAGUAAUUGAGUAGACAUGGUGCUUGCACCUCUACCAAAGGCAGAUUUGAACUUUAAUUAUUCAGUUUUAUAGGAAUCAAAUGCACACAUCUCACCAUGCUGCGACACAGUCUGAUGGUAGGUAAUCCCAAGAAUCUUUGAGGUUACUUGGAAAGCUUUGUGUUGUUGACAUCACCCGGGUACACCCAUGGAGGUUUGAACUUGGAAUGUUCAGAUAGUUUAAAUUUGAUCUCAAAUUUUGUUUCUGCCAGUUUCUUUAACGGAAUAUAUUGCUUUCACGUACUGCUCCAGAGAAAGCUUUGUUUAUACUGAAUAGUGGAGAUGACAAGAUAUUAUUGACAUGUCUACCUGAGGUCCAUCUGAGAAGAAUUUGGACCAGGCCAUCCAGUGUCACAAGGGAUUGAGUCACAUGAUGGAUUACCUCUAUUUUUAUAUAUCAUCUGUCAGAAGGUUGGCAUUAACACUCGAAAUUAGUGAUUUGUGUGAGUUUACUUCAAUGUUUACUAACACCAGCCACCUUCCAAAUUUUGAACACAGGUGUUAUUGAAGAGUCUAAUAUUAAUUCUGCUGUAUUCAAAGCACACAAAUUUAAUCAUUCAGGUAACUAAACUAGUGGCUGCAAGUUCAAGACAGGCAUCCUUUAAAGACAUUUAUUGCAAAUGUGCAGCCCCAGAUUGACCUUCUCGCAUCUUUUGGUGUGAAUGCCUGUUGAAAGAAUUUGCUAUUAAUGUGUUAGGGGAGAGCACAAACUAAUUCACCAGACUACCAAACUGGGGGUUUUCGUGUUUAUAGCUCUCAAGUGUAUGACAGCUUUACAGCAGUGCAGUUAACCAGAUGGGAGAAACUAUCAACACUCAGUAUAAGAAUGCUUUCCACUGCCUGUAGAAGUGAAGAAGUUAUCCUUUAUAUUCUGAUUGUACAAGGCCUGAUAAAUGUGUCAUCUUAGAUAUAAAAAUCAAAAAAAUUGCAGAUACUGGAAAUCUAAAACUAAAACAGAAAAUACUGGAAAUACUCAGGUCAGGCUGCAUAUGUGGGAAGAGGAAUGGAACCAUAGUUUCAGGUCAGAGACCCUACAUACCCUGUUCUGAUGAAGGGUCUCCAACCUGAAAUGUUAACUGUUUCUCUUCCCACAGAUGUGGCCGGACCUGUGGAAUACUUCCAGUGUUUUCUGUUUGUGUCUUCUUGGACCUUUGUCGCUGUUAUUGAUACCAGUUUAUUAAUUCCAGGUUUUUUGAAUGGAAUUCAAUUUGUCAAAUUUGCUCUGUACCGUUAGCUGCUAAGUCACAGAACCAUGCCCAAAAUGUCGUUACUGUUCAUGAGCCAGUAUGUGGGAGAUUUGCAUGAGGCUUAGGCAGCCAGCUGGCUUCUGUCUCCAACCUGUUCUGUCUCAGAAUGGAAAUUUAAUGUGAGCGGAAAAAGCAGGGGUAAACCAUGCC
Pristis pectinata (smalltooth sawfish) is the source of this 4595-nucleotide messenger RNA. RefSeq names its product protein FAM110C-like. Bases 516 to 1823 code for a protein of 435 amino acids. The record is from RefSeq and is a predicted model, not a curated record. NCBI's taxonomy places the organism in Eukaryota, Metazoa, Chordata, Chondrichthyes, Rhinopristiformes, Pristidae. The transcript is spliced from 3 exons.